UGGUCAUUUCAAUGGCUCUCCGAGCAACAAUAAUACUGAGGAAAAAUUCUCCCCCUUUCCCUUCUCUCUUCACCAUCUCCACCCCCUCCCUUGCCCAUCACCUGCUCCACCACUUCUCCCGACCACUUCAUCUCCGUGACCCCGCCCACCUCCGAACCCUCGCCUCCGCCCUCACUCCCGACGCCGUCGAGGCCGUACUGCGCGACCUCCAGAGCUGGCGAUCCGCCCAUGAGUUCUUCCUCUGGGUGUCAUCGCAACCCGGCUUCCGCCACUCCUGCUACACCUACAACGCCAUGGCCUCCAUCCUCUCCCGCGCCCGCCAACCCUCACUUCUCCGAUCACUCCUCCCUGAAAUCCUCUCUCGCAAAUGCCCCAUGACCCCUGGAGCACUGGGUUUCCUGAUUCGCUGCGUCGGGAGUCAAGGAUUGGUCGAUGAAGCUGAAUUCUUGUUUGAUCAUGCCGAGGAGUUGAGCUGCGUUCCCAAUUUGUACACUUAUAACUGUUUGAUCGAGGUGUUGGCGAAGGUUGGUAGGGUGAGGAUGGUGGAAUUGAGAUUCAGGGAGAUGAAGAAUCCUGAUAAGUAUUCUUUCACUGCGAUGUUGCGGGCUUACGGCAAUGCUGGCAUGUUGGAGGAUGUGUGGAAGGUUUUCAAGGAGCUACAUGGCAGAGGAUGGGUUGAUGAGCAUGUUUUCACUAUUGUUGUUGUAGCAUUUUGCAGAUGGGGAAAGGUUGAUAAGGUUUUUGAGUUGGUGGAAGCUAUGGAGGGUCUUGGAAUGAGGUUGAAUGAAAAGACCUUUCGUGUCUUGGUUCAUGGGUUUGCAAAACAAGGGAGUGUGGAGAAGGCAGUUGAGAUGUUUAAGAAAAUGAAGCCUGCAGGUUUUGAUGGGGAUUUGAGGCUGUACUGUGUUCUGAUUGAGGGGUUUUGUGUGGGGAAAGCUGUUGAGAAUGGUUUGGCACUGUAUCGAGAGAUGAAGAACAGUGGGAUCAGUCCUGAUAAUCGAUUGAUGAAGAUGAUGAUCUCGUCACUCUGUGGAGCAGGUGACAUGGUGAAUGCGAACUCUUUGCUUGAGGAAGAGGGGGAUAAGGCAAGUUUGGCUAGUUUAGUAUCACUUUAUAAUGCAAUUCUUGAUGGAAUGAUCAGGUUUGGUGACGUUGAAAGAGCUCAUUUGCUAUUAAGGUCAAUGAUGGCCAACCAGAACUCCUUGGUGGCACAGAAGGAUGGAGAUGAGUGUGAGAGCAGGGAAUUUGAAGGGGUUGUAUCUGAAAGUUUAUUUAGGAUCAAGAAAUCUGUGUUGCCAAAUGAUGAGUCUUUUAGCAUUGUUAUCUGUGGUUUGUGUGAGGGUGACAAGCUGGAUAAGGCCUUGGUGCUUUUUGAUGACAUGAUUAGUAAUGCUCGUAAAGGGAAUCUAUUGAUGCAUAAUAAUUUGAUCAAUAAGCUUUGUAGUGUUGGUCGAUUAGAGGAGAGCUAUAAUAUGCUCAAUAAGAUGAGGGAGCUUGGUUUUGUGCCCACGGAAUUCACUAACAAUUCUAUAUUUUAUUGCUUAUGCAAAAGAGGAGAUUCAUCCACUGCCAUAGAUUUACUUAAGGAAAUGCGAUGUCAAGGCCAUGUGCCAUGGAUAAAGUACUGUACCUUAAUUGUGCAGCAGUUAUGUAAGCAGGGAAAAGUGGAUGAAGCUUGCUCUUUUCUAGAGGAAAUGGUUCAGAUUGGUUUUCUUCCUGAUAUGAUUGCAUAUUCCGCCGCCAUUGAUGGAAUGUGCAGGAUUGGAGAAAUGGACAAAGCCUUGAAAGUUUUCCGAGACGUUUCAUCAAGCUGUUACCUCCCUGAUGUUGUUGCGCAUAACAUUGUGAUCAAUGGAUUCUGCAAGGCAGGAAGAUUAGCUGAUGCGGAAGCAAUUUUGAAUGAGAUGAUAGAUAAGGGGAUUGUUCCUUCCGCUGUUACCUACAAUUUAAUGAUUGAUGGUUGGUGCAAGGCAGGCAGGAUGGACAAGGCACUUGCUUGCUUGUCAAAAAUGAAUGAUGAAUCAGAGCCACCUUCAGUGGUCACAUACACUAGCUUAAUAGAUGGAUUUUGCAGUGUUGGGAGAACUGAAGAUGCUUUGCAGUUGUGGAAUGAAAUGCAGGAGAAGGGAUGCCUUCUGAAUAAAAUUGCUUAUAGUGCUCUUGUUUAUGGACUAUACAAGUGUGGUAGGGCAGACGUGGCCCUUUCAUAUUUCCAUGAGAUGAAGGAGAGGAAGUUUGAGCCUGAUGCUUCUUUAUGCAUUUUGAUGGUAAAUUCUUUGCUGUUGAAAGGAAAUUUAGUCAGUGCAACGGAAUUCCUAAAACAAGUACGACCAAUGGUUGAAUCUAUCACAACUGAUUCUAAGGAUUACCGCCUGAUGAGAAAAGCAGUGUAUGAAUUGUCGACAGAUGUCAUUAUUUCUUUGGAUAAGAAGACUCCACUGAUUCAAAGUGUUUCUGGCAUUAAGGAGGAUAAUUAUAAAUAAAAUGUACUUCCAAUGCCUACUACAUUAGCCAUCUGCUGCAGCGUGGCAGCCAUGUCCAGUGCUUUCGCUAGUUUUGGAUGCUGGAUCAGUUCUACCUGUACAGUUUUUUGGAUUCUAACUGUUUCAUGAGAAGAAAAGACUUCGUCAUGAACUGCUUUUUGCAUCCGGUCACUUGCCGCAACACCAACCAAUAGUCUUCACUAUGACAAGAGAUGAUAGUGGUAAUGUGAAUUCCUAUCAAGAAGCUUGACCUUCAGCAAUAAGCAUAAGCGGCUAAAAGAAGAAUGGAUUAUCGACGACAUGAAGAAGAACAUCUGUCUGACUGAAAACAUAUCAAUUUUGCAUGAGACUUGACAAUGUGAGUUUCAGCCAAUUAUAAAUACGAAGCAUCUUUUUUUUCCUUGGUAAACUAUAUGGAUGAGCAUCUCUGCUAAUACCAAGUGCAAGAACUUUCGUGUUGAAUAUCUUCAAUGGUACGACAUGCAGAAAGGGCCUUGCUUGAUUUACUUUCUCAAGCUUCUCUUCUAAAUAUGACUAUGCCGGCAAUUUACAUGGCUCCUGAAGUUGCAGCUAAUGGUUCUACUUUGUCAAGAUCCUAAUUUGUAUGAUCGCACAAGUGAGGAAUCAUGUCAGGAAGCUUUAUCUUCACAAGUAUUUCCUGUGGCUCUCCUGUGCAUUGGCUUGAAGUUGGGCAUAAGUGUUUUGAAAACCUGACCGGACCGGCCGGUCCGACCGGAAAAACCGGGAACCGGACCACAGUCUGGUCCGGGUUAAUACCAAUUUUUGACUAAGUUUGGAACCGGUUAAACCUGGAUAAAACCGGAACUGGGAAAAACCCGGUUUUCUGAUUUUUUUUUUUUUGAAUUGGGUCUAAAGGCCAAGCUCUCUCAAUCUCUUCUUCAUGUUCUUCUUGCUCAUGGACCUUGUCUUUGUUUCUUCUUAUGUUUAUUGUUGGCAUGUUGGGUGGUUGUUUUUUUAAUUUUUCUACUUUAUUUGGUUAAAGAAUUUGGCAUUAAUAAAGUUGUGUGUGUAUAUAUAUAUUA
This is a messenger RNA of Dioscorea cayenensis subsp. rotundata (Guinea yam), 3526 nucleotides long. Its product is annotated as putative pentatricopeptide repeat-containing protein At5g08310, mitochondrial. Lineage: Eukaryota; Viridiplantae; Streptophyta; Magnoliopsida; Dioscoreales; Dioscoreaceae. Gene Ontology annotation, molecular function: protein binding. The record is from RefSeq and is a predicted model, not a curated record. The transcript is spliced from 4 exons. The coding region runs from base 12 to 2483 and encodes 823 amino acids.